AACAAGUAAAAGACACACCACCCAAAAGUGAAAAGAAUCAAAGGAACAAAAGAGAGAAGCAGAGAGGAGAUGAACAGUAUCUUCUCCAUAGACGAUUUCUCCGAUCCCUUUUGGGAAUCAUCUCCGCCUUUCGAUUCGGACUCGGCCAAGGUCGUCACGGCGGAUGAAUGGACCGUCGAGAUGUUUCUCGAAGAGAUCGCUUCCUCUGUGAGCUCGGAGCCUGUCGGAAACAACAACGAGAAGAACAACAACGCGAUCGUCGGUGUCUCGUCGGCGCAGUCUCUUCCUUCCGUCUCCGGACAGAACGAUUUCGAAGAAGACAGUCGGUUUCGCCGCGAUUCCGAUGAGUACCGUCGCGUUCUUGAGAACAAGCUCGAGACUGAGUGUGCUACUGUUGUAGCUCUUAGGGGUGGUUCUGUGAAGCCUGAAGAUUCGACUGGUUCUCCUGAAACUCUGUUUCAACCAGCUCAGUCUAGUCCUCUUACUCAAGGUUCUUUGGUGACGCCUGGAGAAGUUGGUGUCACUUCUUCGUUACUGGCUGAGGUGAAAAAAUCUGGUGUACCGAUCAAGCAGGUUACUAGUGGAUCAUCGAGAGAUUAUUCUGAUGAUGAUGACCUUGAUGAAGAGAAUGAGACCACUGGUUCCUUGAAACCAGAGGACGUUAAAAAAUCUAGGAGGAUGCUGUCAAAUCGAGAGUCUGCUAGGCGGUCUAGAAGGAGAAAGCAGGAGCAAACAUGUGAUCUUGAGACACAGGUUAAUGAGCUAAAAGGCGAACAUUCAUCACUUCUCAAGCAACUGAGCAACAUGAAUCACAAGUAUGAUGACGCUGCUGUUGGCAAUAGAAUACUAAAAGCCGACAUCGAGACAUUAAGAGCUAAGGUGAAAAUGGCGGAAGAGACCGUUAAGAGAGUAACAGGAAUGAAUCCUAUGCUUCUCGGCAGAUCAAAUGGACAUAGCAACAACAAUAGAAUGCCAUUAACUGGUAACAGCAGGAUGGCUUCUUCAUGCCUUCCACCUUUUCAGCCACAAUCAAACCUAAACAUGGGGGGACUACCAACCAUUCCAUCUCCAAGACUCGAAAACAGUUUCAUUCCUACCCCUUCCUUAAACUCCCAAACUAACUCUCAUUUGCAGAGAAUAAGAAACACUCAAACUCACCAUCCUGCUCCAACCACUAACCCCUAUGGCUGGACUACUGAAACUCAGAACGAUUCAGCAUGGCCGAAAAAAUGUGUGGACUGAUGAAACAAGAAGCGGGCUUUUUAUACACUUAAUAUUGAUAUAUCUAUGCAUCUCUCAUUUGUAAAUUUAACCAUGAGAAAAAACAUUUGUGAGAACAGUCUCAUGGCUUGCUUAUACAGUCUGUCUUGGACCAUUACAAGACUAUUAAUAAGAGAACCUGUCUUUCUAUUUA
This is a messenger RNA of Raphanus sativus (radish), 1414 nucleotides long. RefSeq names its product basic leucine zipper 10. The record is from RefSeq and is a predicted model, not a curated record. Bases 70 to 1242 code for a protein of 390 amino acids. Gene Ontology annotation, molecular function: DNA-binding transcription factor activity. The transcript is spliced from 7 exons. Gene Ontology annotation, biological process: regulation of DNA-templated transcription. NCBI's taxonomy places the organism in Eukaryota, Viridiplantae, Streptophyta, Magnoliopsida, Brassicales, Brassicaceae.